Molecule: messenger RNA, 339 nt
Organism: Colletotrichum destructivum
Lineage: Eukaryota; Fungi; Ascomycota; Sordariomycetes; Glomerellales; Glomerellaceae
Product: Putative cytochrome P450 superfamily
Exons: 3
Coding region: 1-339 (112 amino acids)
Molecular function (GO): monooxygenase activity; iron ion binding; oxidoreductase activity, acting on paired donors, with incorporation or reduction of molecular oxygen
Source: RefSeq, a predicted model, not a curated record
AUGUACCUCAAAACGAAAAGGGACCGCGACAUCGUCCACAGGGUCUUCAAGGCGCCCGCCUACGCCGUGUCGUGCAUCGUGACCAUCGCCAAGGGCAUCUCCGGGGACUGCAUCUCCCAGGACGCCGUCAAGAAGAUUGCUGACGACUUCUACCUCGUCCCCGCCACCCUCAAGCUUGUUGACGUGGCGCUGUCCAUGUACGUCCCCUACACCAAGGGCGCCGUGCCCAACUACAUCGUCGACCACUGGGUGCUUCACAUGAUGGAGUCGCUGACCUAUACCAACGCCGUCGCCAAGGAGCUCCUGCGGCUGCGGCCGCCCGUCAUCUUCGUUCCCUAA